This is a messenger RNA of Cricetulus griseus (Chinese hamster), 13100 nucleotides long. NCBI's taxonomy places the organism in Eukaryota, Metazoa, Chordata, Mammalia, Rodentia, Cricetidae. The record is from RefSeq and is a predicted model, not a curated record.
GUAAAAUACAAAGAAGACUACGAGAAGAAUAAAGGGAAAGCAGACUACAACGUACUUCCUGCGUCAGAGAACCCACUGCUCAGGCAGCUGAAGGCAGCAGGAAAUGUCCUUAGUGAUAAACUAUACAAGGAAAACUAUGAAAAGACAAAGGCCAAGAGCAUAAAUUACUGUGAGACCCCCAAGUUUCAGCUUGAUACAAUACUGCACAACUUCAGUAGUGAUACUAAAUACAAAGAUUCCUACCUAAAGAAUAUUUUGGGACACUACGUAGGCAGCUUUGAGGAUCCAUAUCACACACAUUGUAUGAAAGUGACAGCUCAAAAUAGUGACAAAAACUACAGAGCAGAGUAUGAAGAGGACAGAGGCAAAGGCUUCUUCCCCCAGACCAUUACCCAGGAGUAUGAAGCAAUCAAGAAACUGGACCAGUGUAAAGAUCACACCUACAAAGUUCACCCAGAUAAGACCAAGUUCACUCAAGUUACGGACUCACCUGUUCUCUUGCAAGCUCAGGUCAAUUCCAAACAGCUGAGUGACCUAAAUUACAAAGCCAAACACGAAAGUGAAAAAUUCAAGUGUCAUUUACCUCCGGAUGCUCCUGCCUUUAUCCAACACAGAGUCAAUGCUUAUAACCUGAGUGACAAUGUCUACAAGCAAGACUGGGAGAAGAGCAAAGCUAAGAAGUUUGACAUCAAGGUGGAUGCCAUUCCCCUGCUGGCAGCCAAAGCCAACAGCAAGAAUGCCAGCGAUGUGAUGUACAAGAAGGACUAUGAGAAGAGCAAAGGCAAGAUGAUUGGUGCCCUCAGUAUCAAUGAUGACCCCAAGAUGCUGCACUCCCUGAAGACAGCCAAAAACCAGAGUGAUAGACUAUACAGGGAAAAUUAUGAGAAGACAAAGGCCAAGAGUAUGAAUUAUUGUGAGACCCCUAAGUAUCAACUUGACACCCUUCUGAAGAACUUCAGUGAGGCUAAAUACAAGGAUUCAUACGUAAAGAAUAUUUUGGGUCACUAUGUUGGCAGCUUUGAGGACCCAUACCAUACACACUGUAUGAAAGUCUCAGCUCAAAACAGUGAUAAGAGUUACAAAGCAGAGUAUGAAGAAGAUAAAGGGCGAUGCUAUUUCCCUCAGACAAUAACUCAAGAAUAUGAAGCUAUCAAGAAGUUGGACCAGUGUAAAGACCAUACCUACAAAGUGCACCCUGAUAAGACCAAAUUCACAGCUGUCACUGACACUCCUGUGCUGUUGCAAGCCCAGCUCAACACCAAACAGCUCAGUGAUCUGAAUUACAAGGCAAAGCAUGAAGGUGAGAAAUUCAAGUGCAACGUGCCAGCUGAUGCACCAGAGUUCAUCCAGCACAGAGUCAAUGCUUAUAACCUGAGCGACAAUGUCUACAAGCAAGACUGGGAGAAGAGCAAAGCUAAGAAGUUUGACAUCAAGGUGGAUGCCAUUCCCCUGCUGGCAGCCAAAGCCAACAGCAAGAAUGCCAGCGAUGUGAUGUACAAGAAGGACUAUGAGAAGAGCAAAGGCAAGAUGAUUGGUGCCCUCAGUAUCAAUGAUGACCCCAAGAUGCUGCACUCCCUGAAGACAGCCAAAAACCAGAGUGACCGUGAAUACCGCAAAGACUAUGAGAAGUCAAAAACAAUCUACACCGCCCCUCUUGAUAUGCUCCAAGUCACCCAAGCUAAGAAAUCUCAGGAGAUUGCCAGCGAUGUAGACUAUAAACACGUCUUGCACAACUACAGCUACCCACCCGACAGCAUCAACCUGGACCUCGCCAAGAAGGCUUAUGCAUUGCAGAGUGAUGUGGAGUACAAAGCUGACUACAACAGCUGGAUGAAGGGCUGUGGCUGGGUGCCCUUUGGGUCCUUGGAGAUGGAAAAGGCAAAGCGAGCCUCAGACAUUCUUAAUGAGAAAAAAUACCGCCAACAUCCAGAUACACUCAAGUUUACCUCAAUUGAAGAUGCUCCCAUUACAGUGCAGUCAAAAAUUAACCAGGCCCAGAGGAGUGAUAUCGCUUACAAAGCCAAAGGGGAGGAAAUCCUGCAUAAGUACAACCUGCCAGCAGACCUGCCGCAGUUCAUCCAGGCUAAAGUGAAUGCCUACAAUAUCAGUGAGAAUAUGUACAAAGCCGACUUGAAAGACUUAAGCAAGAAAGGAUAUGACCUGAGAAUUGAUGCAAUUCCCAUCAAAGCUGCCAAAGCUGCCCGGCAGGCAGCGAGCGAUAUUCAUUACAAAAAAGAUUAUGAAAAAGCUAAAGGGAAAAUGGUUGGGUUCCAAAGUCUCCAAGAUGAUCCUAAACUGGUUCACUACAUGAACGUGGCCAAGAUACAGUCAGACCGGGAGUAUAAAAAAGACUAUGAAAAGACAAAGACCAAGUACAACACCCCUCACGAUAUGUUCGAUGUUGUGGCGGCUAAGAAGGCACAGGAUGUGAUCAGCAAUACCAACUACAAGCACUCUCUCCACCACUACACUUACCUGCCAGAUGCCAUGGACCUGGAGCUGUCCAAGAACAUGAUGCACAUACAGAGUGAUAAUGCCUACAAGGAAGACUAUAACACCUGGAUGAAGGGCAUUGGCUGGAUACCAAUUGGCAGUCUUGACCAAGAAAAAGUUAAAAAGGCAGGUGAUGCCCUGAGUGAAAAGAAAUACAGGCAACAUCCAGACACGCUCAAGUUCACCAGCAUUGUGGACUCCCCAGUGAUGGUGCAAGCAAAACAGAACACACAGCAAGUCAGUGAUAUCUUAUACAAAGCUAAAGGAGAAGACGUAAAGCAUAAAUACACAUUGAAUCCUGAUCUCCCACAGUUUCUCCAGGCCAAGUGCAAUGCUUACAACAUAAGUGAUGUCUGUUACAAACGGGACUGGCAUGACUUAAUAGCCAAAGGCAACAAUGUCCUGGCUGAUGCAAUUCCUAUCACAGCGGCCAAGUCAUCAAGAAACAUCGCCAGUGAUUAUAAAUACAAGGAAGCUUAUGAGAAGUCAAAGGGGAAGCAUGUUGGUUUCAGAAGCCUCCAGGAUGACCCCAAGUUGGUCCAUUAUAUGAAUGUGGCAAAGUUGCAGUCAGACAGGGAAUACAAGAAAAACUAUGAGAACACCAAAACCAGUUACCAUACCCCUGGGGAUAUGGUUAGCAUUACUGCUGCAAAGAUGGCCCAGGAUGUGGCCACUAAUGUCAACUACAAACAACCAUUACAUCACUACACAUACCUGCCUGAUGCCUUGAGUCUGGAGCACACCAGGAAUGCUAAUCAAAUUCAGAGUGAUAAUGUGUACAAAGAUGAGUAUAACAGCUUCUUCAAGGGCAUUGGGUGGAUUCCCAUCGGCUCCCUGGAGGUGGAGAAGGCCAAGAAGGCAGGCGAUGCACUAAAUGAGAGGAAGUACCGACAACACCCGGACACCAUCAAGUUCACAAGUGUGCCUGACUCCAUGGGGAUGGUUUUGGCUCAGCAGAACACAAAGCAGCUAAGUGAUUUGAACUACAAGGUAGAAGGUGAGAAACUGAAGCAUAAGUACACAAUGGACCCUGAAUUGCCUCAGUUCAUCCAAGCCAAGGUUAACGCCAUCAAUAUGAGCGAUGCUCAUUACAAAGCAGACUGGAAGAAAACCCUUGCCAAGGGUUAUGACUUGAGACCAGAUGCCAUUCCCAUUGUUGCCGCCAAAAGUUCAAGGAACAUUGCUAGUGAUUUCAAGUACAAGGAGGCCUAUGAGAAAGCCAGAGGCAAACAAAUUGGCUUUCUCAGUCUUCAGGAUGACCCUAAACUGGUUCACUACAUGAAUGUGGCCAAAAUACAAUCAGAUCGUGAGUAUAAGAAGGGAUAUGAGGCCAGCAAGACUCGGUACCACACACCUCUGGAUAUGUUCAGUGUGACCGCUGCAAAGAAGUCUCAGGAAGUUGCAACCAACACCAACUACAGACAGCCCUACCACAACUACACCCUCCUGCCUGAUGCCUUGAACGUGGAACACUCCAGGAAUGCCAUGCAAAUUCAGAGUGAUAAUCUGUACAAAUCUGACUUCACCAACUGGAUGAAAGGUAUCGGCUGGGUCCCCAUAGACUCCUUGGAGGUGGAGAAGGCAAAGAAAGCUGGAGAGAUUCUGAGUGAGAGGAAGUAUCGCCAGCACCCUGAGAAGCUGAAGUUCACAUACUCCAUGGAUACCAUGGAGCAGGCACUUAACAAAAGCAACAAGCUGACUAUGGAUAAGAGGCUGUACACAGAAAAGUGGAACAAAGACAAGACCACCAUCCACGUCAUGCCUGAUACUCCAGACAUCUUGCUCUCCAGAGUAAACCAGAUCACCAUGAGUGAUAAACUAUACAAAGCAGGCUGGGAAGAAGAGAAGAAGAAAGGCUAUGACCUGAAGCCUGAUGCCAUCUCAAUACAGGCUGCAAAGGCCUCCAGAGACAUUGCCAGUGAUUACAAGUACAAGCAAGCCUACGAACAAGCCAAAGGGAAGCACAUUGGCUUCCGCAGCCUGGAAGACGACCCCAAGUUGGUGCACUUCAUGCAGGUGGCCAAGAUGCAAUCAGACCGGGAAUACAAGAAGGGCUAUGAGAAAUCCAAGACAUCCUUCCAUACCCCAGUGGACAUGUUCAGUGUGGUGGCAGCCAAGAAGUCUCAGGAAGUGGCCACCAAUGCCAACUACAGGAACAUAAUCCACACCUACAACAUGCUUCCUGAUGCCAUGAGCUUUGAGUUGGCCAAGAACAUGAUGCAGAUUCAAAGUGAUAAUCAGUACAAGGCGGACUAUGCUGACUUCAUGAAGGGCAUUGGAUGGCUCCCCCUGGGCUCCCUGGAAGCUGAGAAAAACAAGAAAGCCAUGGAGAUUAUUAGUGAAAAGAAGUACCGGCAACACCCAGACACUUUGAAGUACUCCACAUUGAUGGACUCAAUGAACAUGGUUUUGGCUCAGAAUAAUGCAAAAAUUAUGAAUGAACAUCUGUAUAAGCAAGCCUGGGAAGCUGACAAGACCAAAGUCCACAUUAUGCCUGAUAUCCCUGAGAUUGUUCUGGCAAAAGCAAAUGCAAUUAACAUGAGUGAUAAACUCUACAAACUGUCUCUGGAAGAGUCUAAAAAGAAAGGCUAUGACCUCAGAACGGAUGCAAUUCCUAUCCAAGCUGCCAAAGCAUCGAGGGAUAUUGCAAGUGAUUAUAAAUACAAACACAAUUAUGAAAAGGAAAAGGGGAAAAUGGUUGGUUUUCGAAGUCUGGAGGAUGAUCCCAAAUUAGUCCAUUCCAUGCAAGUGGCUAAGAUGCAGUCUGACCGAGAGUACAAGAAGAACUAUGAGAAGACGAAGACCAGCUACCACACUCCUGCUGACAUGCUGAGCGUCACAGCUGCCAAGGACGCCCAAGCUAACAUCACCAACACUAACUAUAAGCGCCUCAUUCACAAGUACAUCCUUCUCCCAGAUGCGAUGAACAUCGAGCUGACCAGGAAUAUGAAUCACAUCCAGAGUGACAAUCAAUAUAAGCAAGACUACAAUGAGUGGUACAAAGGGCUUGGCUGGAGCCCAGCUGGUUCCCUAGAGGUGGAGAAGGCCAAGAAAGCAACUGAGUAUGCCAGUGACCAGAAGUACCGCCAGCAUCCUAGCAGCUUCCAGUUCAAAAAGCUGACUGACUCCAUGGACAUGGUGCUGGCGAAGCAGAAUGCUCACACCAUGAAUAAGAAAUUCUAUAGACUUGGUUGGGAAGAGGCUCUGAAGAAAGGCUAUGAUCUCCCUGUUGAUGCGAUUUCUGUACAGCUGGCCAAGACGUCAAGGGACAUCGCUAGUGACUUUAAAUAUAAACAAGGCUACCGGAAACAACUGGGACACCAUAUUGGAUUCCUGAGUGUGCAAGAUGACCCAAAGCUUGUGCUGUCUAUGAAUGUGGCCAAGAUGCAGAGUGAAAGAGAAUACAAGAAAGACUUUGAGAAGUGGAAAACCAAAUACACCAGCCCUGUGGACAUGCUGGGUGUGGUGCUGGCCAAGAAGUGCCAAGCCUUGGUCAGUGAUGUGGACUACAGGAACUACCUACACCAGUGGACAUGCCUGCCUGACCAGAAUGAUGUCAUCCAAGCUAAAAAAGUCUAUGAGCUACAAAGUGAGAACAUGUAUAAGUCUGACCUUGAGUGGCUGAGAGGCAUAGGAUGGAGUCCCCUGGGUUCUUUGGAAGCAGAAAAGAACAAGCGGGCUUCAGAAAUCAUCAGUGAGAAGAAAUACCGACAACCUCCAGACAGAAAUAAGUUCACCAGCAUCCCUGACGCCAUGGACAUAGUUCUGGCAAAAACAAAUGCCAAAAACAGGAGUGAUAAAAUCUACAGAAUGGGUUAUGAGGAACUGAAGAAAAAGGGUUAUGACCUUCCUGUCGAUGCCAUUCCAAUCAAAGCAGCAAAAGCAUCCCGGGAAAUUGCCAGUGAAUACAAAUACAAAGAAGGCUUCCGAAAGCAACUUGGCCACCACAUUGGGGCUCGGAAUAUCAAGGAUGACCCCAAGAUGAUGUGGUCCAUGCACGUGGCCAAGAUCCAGAGUGACAGGGAGUACAAGAAGGACUUUGAGAAGUGGAAGACCAAAUACAGCAGCCCAGUGGACAUGCUGGGGGUGGUGCUGGCCAAGAAGUGCCAGACCUUGGUCAGUGACGCAGACUACAGGAACUACCUGCACCAAUGGACAUGCCUGCCUGACCAGAAUGAUGUCAUACAUGCCCGGCAGGCCUAUGACCUCCAGAGCGAUAACUUGUACAAGGCUGAUCUUCAGUGGCUCAAAGGCAUUGGCUGGAUACCUUCUGGCUCACUCGAGGAUGAGAAAAACAAACGAGCCACUCAGAUUCUGAGUGAACAUGUUUACCGGCAGCACCCAGAUAAAUUCAAGUUUUCCAGCCUUAUGGACUCCAUGCCAAUGGUCUUGGCAAAAAAUAAUGCUAUAACCAUGAACCAUCACCUCUAUACAGAAGCUUGGAAUAAAGAUAAAACCAGCAUCCACAUUAUGCCAGAUACACCUGAAGUUAUACUGGCUAAACAAAACAAAAUAAAUUAUAGUGAGAAAUUAUAUAAACUUGGCUUGGAAGAAGCCAAGAGGAAAGGCUAUGACAUGAGACUUGAUGCCAUCCCUAUCAAGACAGCCAAGGCCUCCAGAGACAUCGCGAGUGAUUUCAAGUACAAGGAAGGCUACCGCAAGCAGCUUGGCCACCACAUUGGUGCCCGUGCAAUACAUGAUGACCCCAAAAUGAUGUGGUCUAUGCAUGUGGCCAAGAUCCAGAGUGACAGGGAGUACAAGAAGGACUUUGAGAAGUGGAAGACCAAGUACAGCAGCCCAGUGGACAUGCUGGGGGUGGUGCUGGCCAAGAAGUGCCAGACCUUGGUCAGUGAUGUGGACUACAGGAACUACCUGCACCAGUGGACAUGCCUGCCUGACCAGAAUGAUGUCAUCCAUGCCCGACAGGCCUAUGACCUCCAGAGUGAUAACAUGUACAAGUCUGAUCUCCAAUGGUUGAGAGGCAUUGGCUGGGUGCCUAUUGGCUCUCUGGAUGUGGAAAAAUGCAAACGGGCCACUGAAAUCUUGAGUGACAAAAUCUACCGUCAGCCCCCAGACAAAUUCAAGUUCACCAGUGUGACUGAUUCUCUGGAGCAAGUGUUGGCCAAGAAUAAUGCCAUCACUAUGAACAAGCGUUUGUAUACAGAAGCCUGGGACAAAGACAAGACACAGAUCCACAUAAUGCCAGACACACCAGAAAUCAUGUUGGCAAGAAUGAAUAAAGUCAACUACAGUGAGAGCCUGUAUAAACUUGCCAAUGAAGAAGCAAAGAAAAAAGGUUACGACUUACGAAGUGAUGCCAUCCCUAUCGUGGCAGCCAAGGCCUCCAGAGACAUCGCCAGUGAUUACAAAUACAAAGAUGGCUACCGCAAGCAGCUGGGCCACCACAUUGGAGCUCGAAACAUUGAAGAUGACCCCAAAAUGGUGUGGUCCAUGCAUGUGGCCAAGAUUCAGAGUGACAGGGAGUACAAGAAGGACUUUGAGAAGUGGAAGACCAAAUAUAGCAGCCCAGUGGACAUGCUGGGGGUGGUGCUGGCCAAGAAGUGCCAGACAUUGGUCAGUGAUGUGGACUACAGGAACUACCUGCACCAGUGGACAUGCCUGCCUGACCAGAAUGAUGUCAUCCAUGCCCGACAGGCCUAUGACCUCCAGAGCGAUAAUGUGUACAAGUCAGAUCUCCAGUGGAUGAGAGGCAUUGGCUGGGUCCCUAUUGGGUCUCUGGAUGUGGUCAAGUGCAAGAGAGCCGCAGAGAUCCUAAGUGACAACAUCUACCGCCAGCCUCCAGACAAGUUCAAGUUCACCAGUGUGACUGAUUCUCUGGAGCAGGUGCUGGCCAAGAGCAAUGCCCUCAACAUGAACAAGCGAUUAUACACAGAGGCCUGGGACAAAGACAAGACUCAAAUUCAUGUAAUGCCUGAUACACCGGAGAUCAUGCUGGCAAGGCAGAACAGAGUCAACUACAGUGAGAGUCUGUAUAAACUUGCCAAUGAAGAAGCAAAGAAGAAAGGCUAUGACCUACGUGUUGAUGCCAUCCCCAUUGUGGCAGCCAAGGCCUCCAGAGAUAUCGCCAGUGACUACAAAUACAAAGAUGGCUACCGUAAGCAGCUGGGCCACCACAUUGGAGCCCGGAACAUCGAAGAUGACCCCAAGAUGAUGUGGUCCAUGCAUGUGGCCAAGAUCCAGAGUGACAGGGAGUACAAGAAGGACUUUGAGAAGUGGAAGACCAAGUACUGAAGCCCAGUGGCCAUGCUGGGGGUGGUGCUGGCCAAGAAGUGCCAGACAUUGGUCAGUGAUGUGGACUACAGGAACUACCUGCACCAGUGGACGUGCCUGCCUGACCAGAAUGAUGUCAUCCAUGCCCGACAGGCCUAUGACCUCCAGAGCGAUAAUGUGUACAAGUCAGAUCUCCAGUGGUUGAGAGGCAUUGGCUGGGUCCCCAUCGGGUCUCUAGAUGUGGUCAAGUGCAAGAGAGCCGCAGAGAUCCUGAGUGACAACAUCUACCGCCAGCCUCCAGACAAGUUCAAGUUCACCAGUGUGACUGAUUCUCUGGAGCAGGUGCUGGCCAAGAACAACGCCCUUAACAUGAACAAGCGCUUGUACACAGAAGCCUGGGAGAAAGACAAGACCCAAAUCCACAUUAUGCCUGAUACACCUGAAAUUAUGCUGGCCAGACAAAAUAAAAUCAACUACAGUGAGAGCCUCUAUCGCCAGGCCAUGGAAGAAGCUAAGAAGGAAGGCUAUGACUUGAGAAGUGAUGCUAUUCCCAUCGUGGCUGCCAAGGCUUCCCGUGACAUUGCUAGUGAUUACAAAUAUAAAGAAGCCUACCGGAAGCAGCUGGGUCACCACAUUGGCGCCCGAGCCAUACAUGAUGAUCCCAAGAUGAUGUGGUCCCUCCACAUUGCCAAAGUGCAGAGUGACCGUGAAUAUAAGAAAGAAUUUGAGAAAUAUAAGACAAGAUACAGCAGCCCGGUGGACAUGCUUGGUAUUGUUUUGGCCAAGAAAUGUCAGACCUUGGUCAGUGACGUGGACUACAAACACCCCCUGCACGAAUGGACCUGCCUGCCAGACCAGAAUGAUGUCAUACAGGCUCGGAAAGCAUAUGACCUCCAGAGUGAUAAUCUGUACAAAGCAGACCUUGAAUGGAUGAAAGGCAUUGGCUGGGUUCCCAUUGGUUCCUUGGAAGUUGUUAAAGCCAAGAGGGCCACGGAGAUUCUAAGCGAUAAUAUCUACCGCCAGCGACCAGACACACUGAAAUUUACCAGCAUAACUGACUCGCUGGAGCAGGUGCUGGCAAAGAACAACGCAAUAAACAUGAACAAGCGCUUGUACACAGAAGCCUGGGACAAUGACAAGAAAACCAUCCACGUCAUGCCAGACACACCAGAAAUCAUGCUGGCCAAACUCAACAGGAUAAACUACAGUGAUAAACUCUACAAAGUGGCGCUGGAAGAGGCCAAGAAGCAAGGCUAUGACUUGCGCCUGGAUGCCAUUCCCAUCCGAGCAGCCAAGGCUUCAAGGGAGAUUGCUAGUGAUUACAAGUACAAGGAAGGCUACCGCAAGCAGCUGGGCCACCACAUUGGGGCUCGGAACAUCAAGGAUGACCCCAAGAUGAUGUGGUCCAUACACGUGGCCAAGAUCCAGAGUGACAGGGAGUACAAGAAGGACUUUGAGAAGUGGAAGACCAAGUACAGCAGCCCAGUGGAUAUGCUCGGGGUGGUGCUGGCCAAGAAGUGCCAGAUCCUUGUAAGCGAUAUAGACUACAAGCAUCCUCUACAUGAAUGGACAUGCCUGCCUGAUCAGAAUGACGUCAUUCAGGCCCGGAAGGCCUAUGACCUGCAAAGUGAUGCUGUUUACAAAGCUGAUCUUGAGUGGCUGAGAGGCAUUGGAUGGGUUCCCAUUGGCUCUGUUGAAGUCGAGAAGGUGAAGAGAGCAGGUGAAAUCCUGAGUGACAGGAAGUAUCGCCAGCCUGCAGACCAGCUCAAGUUCACUUGCAUCACAGACACCCCAGAAAUUGUCCUGGCAAAAAACAAUGCCAUCACAAUGAGCAAGCAUUUAUACACAGAAGCUUGGGAUGCUGACAAAGCUUCCAUCCAUGUCAUGCCAGACACCCCUGAAAUCCUGCUGGCCAAGAGCAAUUCUGCCAAUAUCAGCCAGAAACUGUAUACCAAAGGAUGGGAUGAAUCAAAGAUGAAGGACUAUGACCUGAGAGAGGAUGCCAUUUCCAUCAAAAGUGCCAAGGCCUCCAGGGACAUUGCCAGUGAUUACAAAUACAAGGAAGCCUAUGAAAAGCAGAAAGGCCACCACAUUGGAGCCCAGAGUGUUGAAGAUGAUCCCAGGAUCAUGUGUGCCAUGCAUGCAGGGAAAAUUCACAGUGACAGGGAGUACAAGAAGGAAUUCCAGAAGUGGAAGACCAAGUUCAGCAGCCCAGUGGACAUGCUAGGCUUGGUGCUGGCCAAGAAGUGCCAGACUCUGGUCAGCGAUGUGGACUACAGGAACUACCUGCACAACUGGACUUGCCUACCUGAUCAGAACGACAUUAUCCAAGCAAAGAAGGCCUAUGAACUACAGAGCGAUAGUGUGUAUAAGGCUGACCUGGAGUGGCUGCGUGGCAUUGGCUGGAUGCCAGACGGCUCCGUAGAAAUGACCAGAGUGAAGGGUGCUCAAGACCUUGUGAAUGAAAGACUGUAUAGGACACGACCAGAAGCCUUGAAGUUCACCUCCAUUGUCGACACUCCAGAAGUUGUCCUGGCAAAAAACAAUUCUCUGCAAAUGAGUGAGAGGCUGUAUCAGGAAGCCUGGAAUAAAGAUAAAACCAACAUCAGCAUUCCCUUGGACACUCCAGCGAUGCUGCAGGCCCAGAUCAAUGCCCUGCAGAUUAGCAAUAAACUCUACCAAAAGGACUGGGAUGAAGCCAAACAGAAAGGCUAUGACUUAAGAGCAGAUGCCAUUGAAAUCAAGCAUGCCAAAGCCUCCAGAGAAAUCGCCAGUGAGUACAAAUACAAAGAAGGUUACAGAAAGCAGCUAGGCCACCAUGUGGGUUUCCGCAGCCUGCAAGAUGACCCCAAGUUGGUAUGGUCUAUACAUGCUGCCAAGAUCCAGAGUGAUAGAGAAUACAAGAAAGCCUAUGAGAAGUCUAAAGGGAUUUACAACACACCCUUGGACAUGAUGUCAAUUGUUCAAGCCAAGAAAUGCCAAGUCCUGGUCAGCGACAUUGAUUAUCGCAAUUACCUGCACCAGUGGACAUGUCUGCCAGAUCAGAACGACGUGAUCCAGGCUAAGAAAGCCUACGAGCUGCAAAGCGAUAAUGUGUACAAGUCAGACCUGGAAUGGAUGAAGGGUAUCGGAUGGUUGACAGAGGGUUCCGUGGAAGUGAUGAGAGUGAAGAAUGCUCAGAAUCUGUUGAAUGAAAGGCUGUAUCGGAUCAGGCCUGAGGCCUACAAAUUCACUAGCAUUGUUGACACUCCAGAAGUGAUCCUGGCGAAGACCAAUGCUCUGCAAAUCAGCCAGCCAUUGUAUCGUGAUGCCUGGGACAAAGAGAAGGCAAACGUCAAUGUGCCAGCUGACACGCCAGUGAUGCUGCAGUCCAAACUCAAUGCCAUCCAGAUUAGCAAUAAACAGUAUCAGAAGGCUUGGGAAGAUGUCAAGAUGACAGGUUAUGACAUACGUGCAGAUGCCAUUGGGAUCCAGCAUGCCAAAGCUUCUCGGGAUAUUGCCAGUGACUAUCUGUACAAGACUGCUUAUGAGAAGCAGAAAGGCCAUUACAUUGGAUGCCCCAGUGCCAAGGAAGACCCAAAACUGGUUUGGGCAGCAAAUGUGUUGAAGAUGCAAAACGACAGGCUGUACAAAAAAGCCUACAAUGACCACAAGGCCAAGAUCUCCAUCCCAGUGGACAUGGUCUCCAUCAAUGCUGCCAAAGAGGGCCAGGCAUUAGCAAGCAAUGUGGAUUAUCGGCAGUACCUGCACCAGUGGUCUUGCUUUCCCGACCAGAAUGAUGUGAUCCAAGCCAGGAAAGCCUAUGACCUACAGAGUGAUGCUAUCUACAAGGCUGACUUGGAAUGGCUUCGUGGCAUUGGUUGGAUGCCAGAAGGGUCUCCUGAGGUACUGAGAGUUAAAAAUGCCCAGGAGAUCCUGUGUGACAGUGUCUAUCGGACCCCUGUGGUGAAGCUCAAGUAUACAAGCAUUGUGGAUACACCUGAAGUUGUCCUUGCUAAGUCAAAUGCUGAAAAUAUCAGUAUUCCAAAAUACAGAGAAGUUUGGGACAAAGAUAAGACUUCCAUCCAUAUAAUGCCAGACACACCUGAAAUUAACCUCGCUCGAGCUAAUGCUCUUAAUGUGAGCAAUGUAAGUAUCACACUUAGUCACCCAGCUGGUUUCUCUGCAUGACCAGGGAGUACCUGUGAAGCCAAGGGGAAGAGGACUCUUCGCUGCCAGUACUUGGCCAACAGCGAGGAGAAGAGCAGAUCCCUGGCCCCAAGGCCUAGUAACUAAGCCAGUUGCUAGUGAGCCAGUAGCCAUGGGACAAAAGGGAGAGGGAAAUAAGGACAGGGAGAGAAAGGAAUAAAGAAAUGCACAGGCUACAAAAGGGAGGU